AGUUAACCCCACUAAGGUAGGAGGUAGCUAAGACAACUUGCAGAUGCCGUCUGCAGCAAUUUAUACCUAUUCCUACCAUCAUCAACCCCACCACGCCUUCUACCCAGCAGCUUCGCGACAAGUCUACAUGGAUCGAUAGCUACACCAUGUCGAAGCAAUACCUAACGACACAUACUAUCGACAAUGCACACAUAACCGACAUCUUCUCUCUUGCAGCCACGCCCACAGCACUCCUUUCCGCCAGCGGUUCUUCAACUUUACAUAUACAUGCCACUUCACAACCCUCCAUCCCUCUUGUCCAGUCUCUAGCCGGCGCGCAUAAGCUCGGCUGCCACCAUAUUGCCGUCUCCCGCAAUGGUAAGGUCGCAGCAUCGGCUGGUUUUGGUGGAGAAGUAAAAAUAUGGAAGUUGGCCGAAUCAGGUACAACCGAGUGGCAACCCUUUGGAGAGCUAGAUCCUACGAAAGGCUCAGGAAAGAGUGCUGGGGAGGUAUGGGCCAUUGCCCUUAGUGAAGACGGCCAGUACCUGGCUUCUACUACCUACGAUGGACGAGUCAAUGUAUGGGACCUUCUUGGAGACAGGUCCGAGAAAUUGCGCGAGUACGAGACUGGUAAUCCAGGCUCUGGCUCUUUUGGGCUUUGUGUAGACCUGAGUCGCGAUGGGAAAUACACAGCAAGCGGUCACCAAAGUGGUGCCGUCUACGUAUUUAACAACAACACGGGCCGACUACAAUACUCACUUCCAGGUCUGGUCAAGCCAAUCAGAACAGUAGCCUUCUCGCCAGCUAGCACACGUCUAGCUGCUGCCGGUGACGCAGGUAUCAUCGCCACUUAUGAUACAAAGCAUGGCGAGCAUGUAGGCAACCUAAAGGGCCAUACGGCUUGGAUCACCUCUAUCGACUGGAAUGACACGGGCGAGUACUUACUCAGUGGUGCUUUCGACGGCAAAGUAAAAGUUUGGUCUAUCGACAAAGGUGCCUGUGUCGCAACUCACAGCGAGACAGACAAGGCGCUCUGGGCUGUCAAGUGGUUGCCCAAGACAGGACGAAACGAGAUGUUUUGCACGGCUGGUGCAAAUAGGAGCCUAACUUUCUACCGCGAAGCUACAGGCGCAUAAACUGUUUGGCUGAGGAUUUAACAAGAUAUUUGCCCAUCGGCGUUCAGGGAAAGGAAAAGACAAAGGGGUCUCGGUAUAUGCAACAGGACAUUGCGAUGUAUAUGUGCUUAACCAAACCUAGCCACAUCAUGUAACCAAAUGAAGAUCCGGACGAAGAACCGAACCCAUGCUGCAGUAACCAGAGAUAUGUAUGUUCUUCGCACUACGCACCCUAAGCCCCCAUACAGGUACCUAUCUAGGUUAAGCCUAAUCCCUUCCAGUGAGCCUAAUCUAGUAAAUUUUAUUAUUCGGCCGCAGUUGAGAAAUUAGUACUACAAAGGAGAAUUCAGGCAUGGAUAUGUUUUCAAAUAGAAGAUCAGACGUG
Messenger RNA from Daldinia decipiens, 1479 nucleotides. RefSeq names its product WD40 repeat-like protein. The transcript has 4 exons. Gene Ontology annotation, molecular function: protein binding. Bases 147 to 1115 code for a protein of 322 amino acids. Gene Ontology annotation, cellular component: Cdc73/Paf1 complex. The record is from RefSeq and is a predicted model, not a curated record. Lineage: Eukaryota; Fungi; Ascomycota; Sordariomycetes; Xylariales; Hypoxylaceae.